This is a messenger RNA of Penicillium riverlandense, 618 nucleotides long. RefSeq lists its product as uncharacterized. Bases 1 to 618 code for a protein of 205 amino acids. NCBI's taxonomy places the organism in Eukaryota, Fungi, Ascomycota, Eurotiomycetes, Eurotiales, Aspergillaceae. The record is from RefSeq and is a predicted model, not a curated record. The transcript has a single exon.
AUGUUGAAGGCGUACCCUCUAUUAUGUGACUCGGCACGAGAGGUCACGGUUAUCUUUCAUCCCGAGCCAGGUCACGUUAAUGGCCCGUUGAUCGUGACAGGGGACAAUGCCCCUCCACUGAUAAAGCAACCAAAGCUACUCAUUCUUAUUGGACUAAUCGUUUGCAUUGUGGGGCCUGCGUUCGCCUUGGCCAAGCUUGCCAGCUGGGUUCACAGAUCCGCUCCUUUUCAAAAGAGGCAUGUUGAUCUUCGUGAUCUCGUGAACACAAUUACUUUUGGUUUCAGGAGCCGCAAAUCCUUGAAAAUUGUUCUCUAUUUGGAGGACUUGUGUCUUCAAGAUCUCAAGAUUAUCCUAGACUUGUUCGAAGCGCCGUUUGGUUCCAUCUCACUGGAAGAACGAUGGAUACAGCGGCAACAUCCGCUUUUUGGACACCGUGUGAUGGAACAGUAUGAGAUUGAUUAUAAGAAAACUGUCGACGCUGCCACUCAAGAAUCCGGGCACAUGCUACUUUCUACUAUCUGUCCAAGCUUGGAAGAAUAUGAGGUGUAUGAGACUGAAUUUGUGGACAAAAGGGGGUGCGAGAUGAUCGGGAAAAGACGAAGAGUUUGGCUAGAUUGA